Messenger RNA from Erythranthe guttata (spotted monkey flower), 2707 nucleotides. Its product is annotated as putative cytosolic oligopeptidase A. NCBI's taxonomy places the organism in Eukaryota, Viridiplantae, Streptophyta, Magnoliopsida, Lamiales, Phrymaceae. Gene Ontology annotation, molecular function: metalloendopeptidase activity. Gene Ontology annotation, biological process: peptide metabolic process; proteolysis. The record is from RefSeq and is a predicted model, not a curated record.
UCUCUUACCGGCCAUUUUCUUCUACUACUCAUGGCUACCUUCUCUCUCUCUCGUUCUAUCCAAUUGCAACCCGUUUGCUUCAUUAAACCCUACCUCUUCAAACCCAAUUUCCAAUCUUACCCCUACCAUUCUCUCAAAUCCCGACCUUGUCCCCUCUGGUCUUCCUCCUUCUCCCUCUGCCUCCUCCACACUCGCGCUCUCUCUCACCACCAUCACCACCGCCGCCGCAGCCCUCUUCUUCCUCCCCAUACAAUCGGACCUAAGCCGGCGCGCAGGCCGAUCCCAUCCGUCCGAUCCUUCUGCAUUUCGGCUUCGUCGACGGUCGCGGAGAUGGCCGACACCGGAAGCAAUCCACUCCUGAAGGAAUUCUACUUCCCGCCGUUCGAUUCGAUCGAGGCCAGCCACGUACGCCCCGGAAUCCGUGCCUUGCUCAAGCAAUUGGAAUGUGAUCUGGAGGAACUGGAGAGGACGGUUGAGCCGACGUGGCCGAAGCUGGUGGAGCCGCUGGAGAGGAUAGUCGAUAGGCUCGCUGUUGUGUGGGGUGCCGUUUCGCAUCUCAAGGCCGUCAAAGAUAACGCCGACCUUCGUUCCGCCAUCGAAGAAGUCCAGCCGGAAAAAGUGGCAUUUGAGCUUAAAUUAGGUCAGAGCAAACCAAUUUAUAAUGCGUUCAAAGCUAUUAGAGAAUCUUCUGAUUGGGAGGCACUGACGGGUGCACGUAAACGGAUAGUUGAAGCGCAAAUAAAGGAGGCUGUUUUGAAUGGUGUUGCUCUUGAUGAUGAAAAGAGGGAGGAGUUCAAUAAGAUUGAACAGGAAUUGGCAAAACUAUCUCAAAAGUUUGGGGAGAAUGUUUUAGAUUCAACGAAGAAGUUUGAAAAAUUAAUUACAGAUAAGAAAGACAUCGAAGGUUUACCUGCUUCGGCUCUCGGAUUGGCUGCUCAAACAGCUGUAUCUAAGGGACAUGAAAAUGCUACAGCAGAGAGUGGACCUUGGAUGAUUACACUGGACGCCCCGAGUUUCAUGGCCGUAGUGCAGCAUGCAAAAAAUAGAACUUUACGUGAGGAAGUCUAUCGUGCCUAUAUAAGCCGUGCUUCUAGUGAAAGUCUCGACAAUACAGCAAUUAUUGACCAAAUUUUGAAGCUUAGAUUGGAAAAAGCUAAGCUUCUUGGAUAUAAUAACUAUGCAGAGGUGAGUAUGGCCUCCAAGAUGGCGACUGUUGAAAAGGCGGAAGAGCUCCUUGAAAAACUUCGCAGUGCAUCGUGGAAUCCUGCAGUUCAAGAUAUGGAGGACCUCAAAGUGUUUGCAAAGAGUCAAGGUGCUCCAGAAGCCGAUAACCUAAAUCAUUGGGACACUAGCUUCUGGAGUGAGAGGCUCCGUGAAUCGAAGUACGACUUAAAUGAGGAAGAAUUGAGACCAUACUUUUCGUUCCCUAAAGUUAUGGAUGGUCUUUUCAGUCUUGCACAUAAGUUGUUCGGGAUCAGUGUUGAACCAGCCGAUGGUUUAGCUCCAGUUUGGAUGAGUGAUGUUAAGUUUUACCGCGUCAAUGGUUCGUCAGGUAGCCCAAUCGCGUACUUUUAUUUUGACCCAUAUUCUCGCCCAUCUGAAAAGAGAGGAGGAGCAUGGAUGGAUGAAGUAGUUGGUCGAAGUCGUGUAUUGUCACAAGAUGGUUCCUCUCCUAGGUUGCCUGUUGCUCACAUGGUGUGCAACCAAAUGCCACCUGUAGGUGACAAGCCUAGCCUUAUGACAUUUCGCGAGGUCGAGACUGUGUUUCAUGAAUUUGGUCAUGCUCUUCAGCAUAUGCUAACAAAGCAGGACGAGGGUUUGGUUGCUGGUAUAAGGAACAUCGAGUGGGAUGCUGUCGAAUUACCUUCUCAAUUUAUGGAAAAUUGGUGCUAUCACAGAGAUACCUUGAUGAGUAUCGGUAAGCAUUAUGAAACCGGAGAAAGUAUUCCAGAUGACAUAUACAAAAAGCUUCUUGCUGCUAGAACCUUCCGUGCUGGUUCUCAAAGUCUUCGACAGCUUAGAUUCGCCACUCUCGAUCUACAGUUGCACUCAAAGUACGUACCUGGUGGGCCAGAGUCGAUCUUUGAUGUUGACAGAAGAGUUAGUGAGAAAACACAAGUGCUUCCUCCACUUGCAGAGGAUAAGUUCCUUUGCGGUUUCAGUCAUAUAUUCGCUGGUGGAUAUGCAGCUGGAUACUACAGCUACAAGUGGGCUGAAGUUUUGUCGGCUGAUGCGUUUUCAGCAUUUGAAGAUGCCGGAUUGAAUGAUGACAAGGCUGUAAAGGAAACAGGCCAUAGAUUCCGAGAAACAGUUCUUGCUCUCGGAGGUGGAAAAGCUCCAUUAGAGGUGUUUGUGGAAUUCCGCGGGCGCGAACCCUCGCCUGAAGCGCUCCUAAGGCACAACGGUUUAUUGCAAGUUGCAUGAGGAGUUUUAUCGGCCAAUCUUUUAUCGUUUUUAGUGCCUUAAAGAAACAAACACAUUUAGCCUUGUUUAUUUCUUAAGGUUAAAAGUUAAAUAAGACGUAGAUUUUCAUCUUUCAUGUUUCGAAGUCCUUCGAAAUUUCAGCCAGAACCCAUCUGUUUACGUACAUCAACUAAAUUUCGGAAGAUUGCAGAAUCUUGUAGUAUUUAAAAUAUUAGAAAUUUGCAAUGUCUACGAAAUUACGCGGUCCUUUAAAUUAAGUGAAAGAUACCUUCUCGCGGUUCGA